Molecule: messenger RNA, 1376 nt
Organism: Ectocarpus sp. CCAP 1310/34
Lineage: Eukaryota; Phaeophyceae; Ectocarpales; Ectocarpaceae
Source: the annotation of a GenBank genome assembly
UGCCUACUUCUAGCGGGCGGCAUGGACGGGAGUAGUCACCUCGUCUCCAUCGAUGGCGGCCACGGUGGUGAUGCCGGUGAUGGUAGCGACGGUGAUGAUGGCGAGGAGACGAACGGGGUGGCGUUGUUGGCCUCCAUGAAGAACCACGCCAAAUACGUCGUCGUUUGCAGGUGGGCACCUGACGGCAGAGCUUUCGUGACGGCCUCCCACGACAAGGUGGUGACCCUGUACACCUUGAGGGGCGGGGGGGACGGGACGGGGCAGGGCGGCGUCGGCGGCACGGGUUUUGAGCAGGCGACCCAGCUGUAUUUUCCCGAGGCGGUAGAGAGCGUGGAGUUCGUAAGGGGAGAAGGCGGUGCGCUGGAGCUGGUGGUGUCGGCCAGGGCGCAGCCGCACCUCACGUACGUCAACAUCGAGACCCUCCAACAGCGCCGAGUGAGCCUGAACGAGAAGGAGUGGGAUACCCACGUGUCCUUCACGGUGAUGUCCAUGGCGGCCUCUGGGGACGGGAAGUACCUCCUCGCCGCCACCGACAAAAGCAGAAACAUCCUCUGGCGGGCGGGAAGCAACGCCCGGGUCCGCACCCUGAUGGGCCACACGACGGACGACUACUUCCAGCCGCGGGUGCAGUGGGACCCCUCCGGACUGUUCUCCUACUGCAACAGCUCUGGGGAUCACGACGUUCACGUUCACUGCCUAGCCUCCGGCCGCGCCGUGGAGCAGCUCAAGGGGCACCGUGCCGUCAUACGUGACAUCCACCACGACCCUUCUAGAAGAGUUCUCGUUACGGCUUCCUACGACAAGACUGUCAAAGUCUGGGGGGAGAGAUGAGGGGUCGGCUCUAGCGAGAACGGCAGUUAUCUUGGGGGGGGGAAUAUCGAUGAAGACUGCUCAAGAUGGCGGAAACUUUAUCGUACGUGCACGCCGGAUGUCGCCUUAGCUACCGAAGAUUCGCUUUGGGGUCACGGGGCUCGUGUGCAAGGAAUAAUAAGAACACCUUUCGACAUGUUCAUGUGUGGACUCGUUGUAAGAUUGUUUUCACCCCGAAGUUGUGCGAGCCAAGAGAAACCACUGAGACACAAUGGCUACGGUUCUUUCCCUCCCCCGGAAUACUCACGACCCCUGUGCUAGAUAGGGUGGGUAAUGAGCCGCGGGUGACGACUCAAUAACUCGCAGUAGUCUAUCUGCGAUGCUGUGCGAUGUUGUUGUUCCGAUCAUGGAAGUGCAGCAGAAGGAGGAGCCCCGCUCACAACAGAGAGAAAAGGAGCGCGCAGGAUUGGUUGGUGGUUUGGAGUGUUGGGAGUGUGGGAUAUGCAGGCUUGUGCGACGAGGAAAAUGAGCAGCGCUUGUUUGUACACAUAGACUACAUGUUGCAU